AUGAGCGAUGGUGAAGAUGUACUUGCAGAGGCCAGGAAGGCAAUCGAGGCUGCCAAGAAGAACAAGGAGAAAGCCGCGGCUGCCAAAGUGCACGACUACGGCUUUGGCUUCGGGUGCAGCCAAGAGCCCAAGGGCUUGUGGAUCCCUUCCAAGUUCGUGUCCGAGCGUGAGGAGGUCUGGAAGAACGCAGGGAUGACCAGCUUCGAGGAGUACAUGCAGAGGACGCACAACGGGGCCUUCUUCAGGCGGUACCAGAAGCGUCACCUCUUCCGUACGAACGGGGUCCACUGGGACACCGAUAUCCGAGUAGCAGGUGCAGGCAUCGAGGCCUGCAACGGCCGCUACAUCCUAGACCAGAAGCGCCUGUGGCGCAACGCCCCAGUUUGGCACCACGAGAAGGGGGCCUGUGAUGCGCAAUGGGAUGGUGUGGGUGGUGGUGCCACCAUCCUACAGGACAUGAAGGGGCGGGUGGACGGAGACAACGGGGGCCUCAACUGGCUUCUUUUCUACAAGGGUGGGCCGCGAUACCUUGCCGGUGAUCUGGACACUCCGGCGGGGGUUCCCACAUCUCACUGGAAAGUCCUCUACGAGGAUCACAGUUGGGAUGGGGUUCCCACGGUGGGCCCGCCCCCCGAGAGUCGGCACGCGGACUGGAGCUACACCAUGGGCGAGCUGCUGAAAGCCGAGGCGCAUGAGGAGGCCAACUUCAACGAGGCUGCUGGGGAUUGCUGGCUGGUGGACUUGCUCGACCGCGAGGACGCCAGCUCCCAGAACUGGGUCAUCAAACGCCUUGAGGAGCCGGAAUCCGGUGGUCUGUUCUGCUGCUCCGUGCCCCGUCCGAAGAUGGACUCCGAGAUGGCGCUGUACCGGGAUGGAAAGAAGGUCCUCGAUAAGAUCUACACCGCCACUCUGGGCAAUGGAGCUUUUGGGCCUCUCAGCGUCUGCCUCACGGUGAGUGGCUUGGCAGACGGCACCAGGAAGUACUAUGAGAUCAUCCUGCAGCGUGGACCGGUACCUGAGCAAGCAUUGGAGAUGAUCAAAAUGAGCCGUGCCUUCGACAGCAAGGCUUCCCGAGCGCCUAACCGCGGCCAGUGA
Symbiodinium natans is the source of this 1095-nucleotide messenger RNA. Lineage: Eukaryota; Dinophyceae; Suessiales; Symbiodiniaceae. The record is from the annotation of a GenBank genome assembly.